UGAGGGAUUGGAUUUGGUGGCGGUUAGACAAAAAUAUCAAUCAAAUUGUAAACGCAGAGAAUCAAUUUUGCAUUUGCGCAUUAUUUCAUUCGAUUCGAAAACAGCAUUAUUCAUUAUUCGGCAUCCAUAAAUGCUAAAUCCCCAAUUCAAUUUGUUGAUUACCAGAUUUCUGUUAAAUCAUUGAUUACUUCGCCCACUAGUUUGAUUCCUAACCUUCUCCGCUCGCUAAUUUCUCGUCAGAUCCGCCCAGAUUUAAAAACAAACAUCAAUCCAGCCCCAUACUCGCGCAAUUUUGCAGCUUAGAGAAUGGGUAAGAAUGAGGCGAAUCGUAGUGCGGUGAGAUCGUGCGAUGGAUCGGAUGAGAAUUUGGUAUCGCGUUCUUCGUCAGGAGAAGGGAAAGGGAAGAAAUUGUGGAAGAAGGUGAAAUAUCAGCUGGUGGAGUACCAUGCGCUGCCUGGAUAUUUGAAGGAUAAUGAGUAUAUCCUUGCUCAUUACAGAGCUGAAUGGCCUCUGAAGCAGGCCUUGCUCAGCGUGUUCUCCAUUCACAAUGAGACCCUCAACGUUUGGACGCAUUUGAUUGGCUUCUUCCUUUUCCUCUCUCUAACCAUUUACACUGCUAUGAAGGUUCCGAAUGUUGUUGACCUGAAUUUGCCAAGUGCACUUAGGAAUGCCGAUUUUCAGAAAUUGCAUGCAGAACUUAUUACUUGUCUCCCAUCCUUGCCACAUAUGCCCGAUCUUCAGAGACUUCGCGAGGAGCUGAAAACUGCAUUGCCUUCAAUGAACUUGUCACCAUACUUGUCUAAUUGGCACAUUGUGGAACUCCUCUCUAACUGCUUACCAGAGAAUCUGACUCACAGCAACCACACUGAUACUUGUGUUCUGCAUCAUAUGAAAGAGGAUGUGGCGAACAUAAUAGCUCCAUUGUUGGUGAGGCCAAUCACCCGUUGGCCAUUCUUUGCUUUCUUGGGCGGGGCUAUGUUUUGCUUGUUAGCCAGCAGCACAUGCCACUUACUCUCCUGUCACUCUGAACGCGUCGCAUACAUAAUGCUCCGGCUCGACUAUGCAGGGAUUGCUGCUCUCAUCUCGACAUCCUUCUACCCGCCCGUAUACUACUCCUUCAUGUGCUAUCCUUUCUUCUGCAAUCUAUACCUGGGGUUCAUUACUCUACUGGGAAUUGGCACAAUCCUGGCAUCUCUUCUGCCAGUGUUCCAAAGCCCCGAGUACCGCACCUUCCGAGCAUCCCUCUUCUUUGGGAUGGGUUUCUCCGGUGCAGCCCCCAUCUUACACAAGCUAAUCUUGUUCUGGCACCAGCCGGAGGCGCUCCACACUACAGGAUAUGAAGUUUUGAUGGGACUGUUUUACGGCAUAGGAGCACUGGUAUAUGCAAUGAGAAUCCCAGAGAGAUGGAUGCCGGGGAAAUUCGACAUUGCCGGCCACAGCCACCAGCUCUUCCACGUUCUUGUUGUAGCCGGAGCUUAUACGCAUUAUCGUGCAGGACUUGUGUAUCUCAGGUGGAGAGACCUGCAAGGAUGCUGAGGAAAUUAAGCUCCAAUUGUUAGAGUAAGUUUAGGUGGUAAAUAUGUCAAUUCAGUGGUAAAGCUGAUGUUGUGAAGAAAAUAAUUGGAGCAAAAUGCUUGAACGCCAUGUCGUGUUAAUGUUGUUUUAGUUAAGUCUAAUAUAUUUAAAAUCUUAUA
Molecule: messenger RNA, 1694 nt
Organism: Salvia hispanica
Lineage: Eukaryota; Viridiplantae; Streptophyta; Magnoliopsida; Lamiales; Lamiaceae
Product: heptahelical transmembrane protein 4-like
Biological process (GO): response to hormone
Cellular component (GO): membrane
Molecular function (GO): signaling receptor activity
Source: RefSeq, a predicted model, not a curated record